Molecule: messenger RNA, 3719 nt
Organism: Synchiropus splendidus (mandarinfish)
Lineage: Eukaryota; Metazoa; Chordata; Actinopteri; Syngnathiformes; Callionymidae
Product: MAPK/MAK/MRK overlapping kinase-like
Exons: 12
Coding region: 212-1660 (482 amino acids)
Biological process (GO): protein phosphorylation; intracellular signal transduction
Cellular component (GO): nucleus; cytoplasm
Molecular function (GO): protein serine/threonine kinase activity; ATP binding
Source: RefSeq, a predicted model, not a curated record
GCGUACUCGGUGGACGCUUGACGGAAGCUGACGCGGGGCAAAAAUAUGUGUCCUCGCCUUUUUUUCCUCUUUUCCCAGAGGUUAUAUGCGGAAUAACUGUGUCCGGGCUGUUUAGAAGAGAUUCCGUGGUGAAUCCCGCCGUGCUGCUUUUAAAACCACGUUGUUGUUCUGCUAAUCUAAUGGUGGGCCCUUUCGCGUGUUUGGUGCAUUCAUGAUGCACUAUUCGAACUGGCUGAUUGGCGUGAAAAACCGAGCGAGCCUUCGAGAUGCGCGUCAAACACCUGGAAACAGCGACUGGAGCGGCAACGUCGCGCAGGAUAACGAGCCGCCUGACGGACAGACGCCGACGGUCUGCGGCCGCCUCUUGGAAAAAGGCUACAAAAUCAUCAAGAAAAUCGGAGAGGGGACCUUCUCUGAGGUGGUCAAGACCCAGAGUCUGAAGGAUGGGAAAUUCUACGCCUGCAAAACCAUGAAGCAGACCAUUAACAGUCUGGAACAGGCCAACAACCUGCGGGAGGUCCAGGCCAUGAAGAGGCUGGGUCCCCAUGCCAACAUCAUCCAACUGCACGAGCUGAUAUACAACAAGGAGAGCGGAACGGUGUCGUUGAUCUGUGAGCUCAUGGAGAUGAACAUCUACGAGUUCAUCAGAGGGAGACACACGCCGCUGCCCGAGCAGACUGUCAAGCACUACAUGUACCAGCUGUGCAAGUCGCUGGAGCACAUGCACAGCUGCGGGAUCUUCCACAGAGACGUGAAGCCAGAAAACAUCCUCAUUCGACAAAACGUCCUGAAGCUGGGAGACUUCGGCUCGUGUCGGAGCGUCUACUCCAAGCCUCCUCACACCGAGUACAUCUCCACCCGCUGGUACCGAGCGCCCGAGUGCCUCCUGACCGACGGCUACUACAGUCUGAAGAUGGACAUCUGGAGCGCCGGAUGUGUCUUCUUCGAGAUCAUGAGCUUGAAUCCCCUCUUCCCUGGAACCAACGAGGUGGACCAGAUUUCCAAGAUCCACGAUGUGCUGGGGACCCCGGAGCCGGGUGUCCUGCAGAAGCUGAAGCAGUCCAGGGCCAUGCAUUUCAACUUCCCGCCGAGAAAAGGCACCGGAAUCUCACGUCUGAUCCCGAACUGCCCAGCACCAGCUCUGUCACUGCUCUACCAGAUGUUGGCCUACGACGCCGACGAACGCAUCACCGCGGAAACGGCUCUCAGACACACGUAUUUCCGAGAAAUCAGACUUGCGGAGAAGAAAUCCGAGAGCUUCCAUCGAGUUUCCGGAAGCUUGGACGGUCUUGACAGAAGUGGACCUCAGUCCUUCGACCUCAUCUGGAGACCCACGAGACACGGACGUCAACUGCGAGGGAGACACACCAGACAAACCCCUUUAAUAAGCCACAACACCAAACAUGGAGCAGAGUCCCUCACCAGACGCUCCCACUACACGACAGAGCUGCCCAAAAUCAACACGGCGCUCCCGCGUGCCCAGGUCCCCUUCCCGGCCUCUACCUUGCCGGGCUUCACCGUCACUCACAGAGGCACGCUGCCGGCUAUUGCAUCGAACAAGUGCCAGUCGCGGGUCGCAAAGCCCAGGGACGAGUCACACCGUGCUGCCUUCAAGAGCUUCUACAUCCCACCUCUGGACCGGAAACAUGGAGGAUACUGACACACACCAGUGGAUGUUGAACAGAGUGAAAACUUUGGACUGUGUCACGCUGUUAGUUGUCUCGCAUCAAAACAAUGUGACAGUAAAUACUUCAGCCCUAUAGAGUGAUAUCUCAGUUUUCGAACGCCCCGGACUUCGAACAAAUCGGAGUCCGGACAAAAAGUUCGAGAUUUUUUUGCUUCUCAUUUCGAACGAAAAUCCAGAAGUCGAACGGUAAAAAGCCAGAAAAACCAUAACGUUCGUGGACCGAUCAGCUGACCCACAACGCGCUUUGUUAUUGUGCAUAACGCAGCCUCUGUAUGCAGACGUGUCCCGUUAGCUACAUUUACUGACUGUUUUUUCUUCAUAUUGAGGUGUAAAACCUUUCCUGUCUCCACACUGGACCGUGGUAGAGUGUCACAGGGGAGGUGCUCGCUCUCCACACCUCCACUCCAGGGUUUGAUGUCCUGUUGUGGGCUGGAGCUGGGACAGGGAUGAGGCGAGUCUGGGACAGAGCGUGACUUGGUUUAUGACUUUGUCACAGCCAAACUGCACAGAAGCGCACAUUCAGAGCUGGACACGCACCGGGCACCUCUUCACUUCUGGAGAGACGUCACUCACUCGGCAACCCCUCCCACAUGCAGCGGCCACACACAUAGAGGAACAGCGCACCUGCAGCAGACACUCUACAUUCACUCCUACAAAAGACUAUUUUAAGGCUUGGAACGCAUUAUUUCUUUUUACAUUUAUUGUAAUGGGAAAAAUCGAUUCAGAUUUCGAACAAAUUGCUUCUCGAACGGCCAUCUGGAACGGAUUGCGGUCGAGAACUGAGGUACCACUGUAUUUUGAAAACGCCAAAUCUUCUUGACGAACGUAAGAAACUGAAACCGGCAACAAAUAUAAUUAAAAGAAGAAGUAUGAAUGUUUCAUAACAUUUAAACAUGUUUGGAAUCUAAUGUAUUGUCACGUCAGAAGCUAAUAAAAGCUGUCCCACCUCUUACUACACCACCCAUAAUGCAGUGCAACAGUGAAGUCAAAUUAUACCUAACAAAACUUCAAGUAUUUCCGUCAAUAUUCCCCAACGUACAGAAGCUCAGAGCUGCCACCAGGAGGAAACAUGAACUGAGAUAUUAUCAUGUCACUCGAUAACAUGCAUAGUAACAUCUUAUUGUGAAGCACCAGCGCCUUCCCCCCAACCUUCUUAUCAAAUUCUUAAGAAAAAAGUUAACCCUCUUUUUGUCAUCAAUUCCACCCCAACAUGUACAACAGCAACAAAAAUUUUAGUCGGACGCCCUUUUUUUUGCUGAGUCGCCACCACCAAAAUGCCUGUGCAGGUGCCAGACAUUUCAUAAGAUCAUGUGCUUUUAUCACGUCGAACCAUGAUACGUUUCACAAGCUACUAUGAUCCCAACACAUUAUCUCAUGAAACGCACAGGAUAUUACCAUGUGAUAAACCAUAUGUUUAGCAAACAAAUGAAGCAUGUGAUCACAAGGUAAAGUGAUGCGUUUCAGGAGACAACAUAUCGGUUUAUGAGGCGCUGUGUUUCUGAUACAGAUCCAAGCUGGCAGCUCUGAGCUUCCCCACCAGAGGGCAGUUGCAGAGUAAAAACAAAAAAAUAUUUUAAAAACUUGUGAAUAGAAACUCAUUUCUGACAAAACAAAAUCGAAGUUUUCCCUUCCAUUGACACAAUUCAGUCAGAUGCUUUGUUUAUUUUUCUGAAUAAAUCCAGUGCCAAGAGGGAGAAGACGGAUGCAGCUACUGUAGCGAAACUCUUUAUGCACACGGUAGAUCCUGAACUGACCUCAGGUCAGAGAUAGAUUCCCACAGGCUCCACACUGGCAGCGCAGCUUCGCCACCACGCAGGUAGUUGAAAAGCACUUUGAAGUAGAUAGUGAAGUCAGACGUGUGUAUUGUCAACAAACCGGACUCUUCCAGAGACGCUGAAACAUGGAGCGUCCACACUGUGUUGCUCAUGAGGAAGUAAAGGGUUAACAACCUCACAUGUCCUGACUCUUUUUUUGGAUCAGUAUUUGGUGGUCAAACCCUGAAUAUUCUGUGCAUGUAAACAUAGUCACAGCG